This is a messenger RNA of Pelobates cultripes (western spadefoot toad), 13555 nucleotides long. The record is from the annotation of a GenBank genome assembly. NCBI's taxonomy places the organism in Eukaryota, Metazoa, Chordata, Amphibia, Anura, Pelobatidae.
AUGGACAACUUGGGAGAGAAGAGGGCAGCAGCCAAGAUGGCCUCCCGUCUGCCUGUCCCACCGAGCAGAAAAAGAGCUUUGAGUGAUGAAAACCUGGAGCAGAUGGCAAGGGUAAAAGAGCAGGGGGUGUGUGUCAUAUUAAUUAUGGUCUUUUUUUCCCAGCAAAAAACAAACAUUUUGAUUGCAGAUAAAAAUUAACAGACAUAUCUAGUUUACCUUCACAUUUUUAAUAGCAGAGGUUUUAUUUUUGUCCUACACAGUGUAGCAGUGUGUCUAACCUCAUCCAAUUUGAUCUCUGCUGCGCUGAUAGACUCUACCCCUUCUUCUGGGUGUUUCCUACAAGUCUAUAAAUCACAGGUUUCAAUGAGACUUGGGCAGAGCCUAAAUACAGCAUAAAGUUAGGCAUGAAUUCCCAUCAGCUACUUGGGCCUCCCCGUUUUAGACCAGUUAACUGCAUUUCAUUAUCAUUGUUAAAGUGCUGCGGAGAGGGGUAAGGUGAUUAUGUAUUUUUAUUUAUUUCUUUUCAAUUUCAUUUCUCAGAAGAGAUCCAAAACCACCUCCCCAGAUGACACAAUGACUACAGUACAUGUGGCAGCAAGCAUUGCCACAUCUAAGCCUCGUUCUGUUGUAGCAGCUUUUCCGAAGCCACCAGUUAUAGGUAUGUAACAGAAAACUCUGGCAGUGCCAUUAUUGUCAAUCAAUGUUAAAUCUGUAAAGUAGUAAUUCCACAUCACUGUAAUUCACAGGACGGCAAACAUUGGCAGUUAUCAGGCCCAAGAAUCGGAACGUUGGGGUUAACUCUGCAGGUAUGUGCAUUGUGAAUUUGUCUUUAUACAUUAGUUUGAAAUGAAGGUAGGCUUACUUGUCUAAUAUUGAAGGUGGGUGGGGGGUGAGAGGAUCAUCCUACCGAUAGUUUUCUAAUGUGUCUUUUGUGUCUUAGAGACAUUCUAUGCUGGACUUGACACAUUCUUCUUAUUAAUGGGCCACUAUAGUGACUAAAACAACUUUAGCUUAAAGGACCACUCUAGGCACCCAGACCACUUCAGUUUAAUGAAGUGGUCUGGGUGCCAGGUCCAGCUAGGAUUAACCCAUUUUUAUUUUUUUUUUAUAAACAUAGCAGUUUCAGAGAAACUGCUAUGUUUAUAAAUGGGUUAAUCCUACCUCCAAUUCCUCUAGCGGCUGUCUCAUUGACAGCCGCUAGAGGCGCUUGCGUGAUUCUCACUGUGAAAAUCAGUGAGAGCACGCCAGCGUCCAUAGGAAAGCAUUGUAAAUGCUUUCCUAUGUGACCGGCUGAAUGCGCGCGCAGCCAGCCGCAUGGGAGGAUCGGAGGAGGAGAGCUCUCCGCCCAGUGCUGGAAAAAGGUAAGUUUUAACCCCUUUCCAGAGCCAGGCAGGAGGGGGACCCUGAGGGUGGGGGCACCCUCAGGGCACUAUAGUGGUCCUUUAAUGAAGCAGUUUUAGUGUAUAGAUUAUGCCUCUGAAGUUUCUCUGCUCAAUUCUUUGCCAUUUAGGAGUUAAUUCAAUUUUGUUUCUGUUUAUGUUGCAUUAGCCACACCUUCCCUAGUUGUGACUGAUACCGCCUGCAUGAAAACAAAAUGGUUUAAUUCUCAGAUGUAACUUACUUUAAAAGCUUUUAUCUCCUGGUCUGUAAUUUGAACAUAAAUUACAUACAAUAGGCUCGUGUAGGGUCUAGCAAGCUAUCGACCGAGCUGGAGAUGAGAGAUUUUAAACUAAACAGAAUUUGCAGUAAAGGUAAACAUUAGAUGACUCUUUACAGGAAGUGUUUAGGAAGGCUGUGUAAGUCAUAUACAGGGAGGUGUGCCUAGGGAUGCAUAAACAAAGUGAUUUAACUUUUAUAAUGUCAAAGAUGCUUACUUUGAAUUUAUUCUCCAGAAACACGGUUUACUAAAACUAUCUUUUCAUAAAUGUUCUUGAAUAAAUAGUCCUGUUGACUGUUUAAUGAUCAAAAGAGGGGUCCAUGCACUUUAUGAUGUGACUUUAUUUGGACACGAAAGGCAUUUUAACUCCAUUUAUAUACUUCUGUGCUUGGGCUUUCUAUCUUGCUGGAAAAAAGGUCAUGCCAACUUAGAAGAUUCACAACUAUGCAUGUUCAGCCCUUAACCCCUUGCUUCUUCGGUUGUGGCAUGUGUAUGUCUAGUCUGUAGUGUGGUCUGUCAGUCCAAGUUGUACGUGUACUAUCAUGUUUGCCAUAUACACAUUGUGCUGGACAUGUGAUUGCCUAGGGUGUUCCUUGAAUGGAUACCAAAGACACUGUUACUGUUUCAUUUCAUUGAAGUGGUUUUAGUGUCUGGAAUCCCAUAUCGCUUGCUUCUAUUCAGUGUUAAACCGAUUUGUUUUACAUUUUAAUGCUCACAGUCGAUAGCAGUCCUGCUGCAUUGGAUAAUCAGGGAGAAUUAUGCAGAGCAUCAAUCUGCAUCUGUGAUUGACCACUUUAAGCUUAUCACAGGCACCAACAGUGUCUCUUUAAAUAGCCAUCGUAUCAAUACUUUCUCAUUUGUUUACCACUUAAACUAUAUAAUAGUUUGAAUAUGGCAUUCAAUUUACUGAAUAAUUACAGGAUGGCACAGUUUGUGUAGUUGUACAUUGGAUUGGUGUUGUAUUGAUAAAUUAGGAGCGCUGUGAUUUGUACUGUAUUCAGUGAUUGCUUACAAUAAACUGUCAUGUAAAUCUGUUUUCAUGUUUCACAGCAAACUCUGCGAAAUCUCGACUCAAUGUAUCAGGUAAGACUACCUCGUCGUAUGUUUUGCUUUCUUGUUUUCUAGCGUCUCUCUCGCCUGCCCUCUCCCUCCCUCUAAAACCAAUGCAGACUAUGGUGUUAAGAAUUUACAAUUUCUACAUGUAAAAUGUGCUGCUCGUUAACCUUUCUGCCCUCAUUAACAUUUUGGUUAACCGCAGACACGUCCAACUCCCAAACGGUCAGAUGGGUGGUCGUCGUUCGUAUGAAGGCACAUGUGGCGACUGCCAUCUUGGACAGUGAAACGGCCAGCGGUGUUCGUCGACAAACCCUUGGAACUGUUUUUGGGCACUGCUUCCCGCGAACACCGCUGAAAUCACUGACCAUCCGUUGCUCUGUUCCAAAUUCAUACGAACGCUGUGCCUUUCGGUAAAUUGACAAUACACGAAGGGAACUGUACCAGAUAGUAAACCCAUGGAGCUCAUUCGUUUCGUCGAACGCCCAAUGUAUAAACUUCAACCAUUCAUGGCGAUUGAACUAUAUGUAUGGGAUCUGAGCGCUGUUCAGUUAAUUAAAAAAAAACAAUUUUUAACCGAACAGCGCUCAGAUCCCAUACAUAUAGUUCAAUCGCCAUGAAUGGUUGAAGUUUAUACAUUGGGCGUUCGACGAAACGAAUGAGCUCCAUGGGUUUACGAUCUGGUACAGUUCCGUUCGUGUAUUGUCAAUUUACCGGAUGGUCGGUGAUUUCAACGGUGUUCCCGGGAAGCCAUGUCCGAAAUCCGUUCCAAGGGUUUGUCACCAAACACCGCUGGGCAUUCGACUGUCCAAGAUGACCGCCGCCACAUGUUCAUUCAUACGAAUGACGACCACCCAGUCGACCGGGAGUUGGCAGUGUCUGCGGUUAACCACAAUGUUAAUGAGAGCAGAAAGGUUAAAGAGCAGCACACUUCCCUGCUGGGUGGCCUGCCAUUCGGUAGUUUGUUCGUCUUUUGAUGAAUGCAAGCAGGAAACAUACGAACAACUGGCGAACAAACAGACGAAUUAGGUUUUAAAUAAUAACCCAAAAGCAGAUAGGUCUGCCACACAAGGGAUGUGUCACCUUCCACAUCAUUGCAAUCUCUGUAUCUUCUCCACAAACUCAAGAAUGCACUUUAUUUUUCUAAUUCUAUUUGAAAAUCAUAUGAUAAGUUCUACAUUUUGCCAUUUAUCAUCAAGGUAUAUUUAUUACUGUACAUCUAUUGCUCUGUGCUUGGGUUCUGGUUGUCUCAUGCUUAUCUCUAGAAUCUAAAUUGUAUUUCUGACAAUUCUCACCCUUGUGAAUAAUCCUGUAUGUGUUCCCCCACUGCUCAUUACUUGUGUUGUCUCUGUGUGCUUGGGUUAUAGCUCUGUGUUCUCUCACUGUUGUGUACUUGGGUUAUAGCUGUGUGUUUUCUCACUGCUGUGUACGUAGGUUCUAGAUGUGUUGUCUCACUUAUGUCCUUGCUUUGUUUUGUUAAAGUACCCUCUCAACCAUCGACCACUGCAGCUGAUAAAAAGAAACGUGCUGCCUGGGAUCUUAAGGGUCAGGUUAAUGACAUGAAGGACAAAGUCACAACCUUCAAGAGUAAAGUACAGACGCUGUCAGGGGAGAAUGCUCGUCUUCUAACCACCAGAGAGCAGUUACAAAGACAGGCGGAGGCCUUGACCUCUGAGAAUUCCAAGCUGAACCAAGAGCGACAGUGAGUUCACUCUCAACUUUAACGUAUUAUGUUUACUGCUCACCGGCAGUAAACCUGAUAGGAAGUCUGCUGACCACCUUUCUCGGUGGGGAUCUCAGUCACUCUUGUCCUGUGCCUUAUUUACAGUUCCACAUCUAUGCUUAUCAUCACAGAUGAAAUGCUGGGGACACUAUUGUCCAACAAUAGCACCCCUCCUACGCAGUGGAUCGACUUAUCCUUUUUCCUACGUGUACCUCCAUAUUUACCAAUUCGUGUUACCAUCUUGUCGUAGUCCUCAUUGUAUCAGCCUAUGAUUUUAAAGGACCACUAUAGUGCCAGGAAAACAUACUCGUUUUCCUGGCACUAUAGUGCCCUGAGGAUGCCCCCACCCUCAGGGUCCCCCUCCCGCCCGGCUCUGGAAAGGGGUAAAAACUUACCUUUUUCCAGCGCUGGGCGGGGAGCUCUCCUCCUCCUCCUGGGCUGAAUGCGCUCGCGCGGCAAGAGCUUUUCCUAUGGACGCUUGCGUGCUCUCACUGUGAAAAUCACAGUGAGAAUCACGCAAGCGCCUCUAGUGGCUGUCAAUGAGACAGCCACUAGAGGGAAUAGGGGGAAGGCUUAACCCAUUAAUAAACAUAGCAGUUUCUCUGAAACUGCUAUGUUUAUUAAAAAAUGGGUUAACCCUAGCUGGACCAGGCACCCAGACCACUUCAUUAAGCUGAAGUGGUCUGGGUGCCUAGAGUGGUCCUUUAAGAGUAUUUUUGGAAAGUAUCUGUAUUUCCUAUGAUGCCAUUUAUGAACUUUUACCUCAGUUUUUCUGGUGCCCAGUCGGGUUCUUCUUUACCGAUAUCUUUAAAGCUGAAGUUUUCCUUCUCCUUUUAGCAUUGUCAAAUUUGACUGAGGAGUGUGAGCUGAUACUUUGCCAAUAAAUCCCUUUCAAUCAUAAAGUUAAUAGAUCCAGCUAAUGUAGAAAAGGAACUGUAGCGAUGAAGAGGGGCUGCUCCUUGACACUUACCUGGCUCCCACUUGGUGUCCAAUUUAAAACUAGUUUGCCUUAUUACUGUCAGACAACGCUAGGGACCUCUGGCACUGUAAGCCCUACAGCACACUAUAAUGGCUAUGGUACUUGGAGUACCACUAUAAGCGACAAUUAGAUUUUUCUCCCCUGAUAUCAUACUGUUCCUUUUUGUACAGAACCCUUGCUUCAAAGCUGCACACCGAGCAACACAAAACGGCCACAUCUGAAAAGGAGAUUGCACGUCUGACUGAGCUUUCUCAGAAGCUGGAAGUGGAGCUAACUGCUUUAAAAAGCCUCUCUGAAGAUUUACAGGGAGCAAACCACAGUCUGACACUACAACUGAAAGAUAAGGAGGUGGGUUUGAAGUUUUGUUGUUUUUUUUUUCAAUAUCUUUGGAAGAACACUGCAGGUUAUGGCCAGGUCUCAUAUCUCCUUGGUAGAACACAAAGCAGGUGUGACUUCUCAAAUAUAGUGUCAGGAGUACAUGUUUGUAUUCCUGACACUAUAAUGUCCUUUAAAGACUAAUGAUAUCUCCUCUCUAUGGUACAGGUUAAACUGAUAUGUGUGCAGGGAGAGAAUACUGUGCUGCAAAACACAGCGAGGGACCAGAGUCAGGAGAUUGCUGCUCUUAAGUCAACAAUUGAACAGAGAGAUACACAAAUCCACACUCUGGAGACUGAACGAAGACGCUUGCACAACAUGGUCCAGGAACUGAAGGUAAGCUUAGCUCCGGAAUCUACUCUUGGACAGCUUAAUUCUCAAAUUUUUUAAAGGGAGAAUUUUAAAUAAUGCUGAUACAAAUUGAGUUUGCACUUGUAAUUUUUCUAAUGAUUUUAGUUUGAUUUCUCACUUUACGUUUAAAUGUCUAUUGUCUGUGUGAUCAAUUAGGGGAACAUCCGCGUUUUUUGUAGAGUUAGACCAACUCUGUCCACUGAGAGGACUCUGCCGGCCAGUCAUAUUGGCUAUCCAGCAAACGAUGAGAAGGCGAUUAUUUUAUCAAAAAUUGAAGAGGUAAAGUAUAUUCAAGCCUCCAUGAUGGCCAUUGUGUAGUUUUGGGUUCUAAUUUCAUCCUGUCCAGUUCAUUAUCAGAUCUAAUACUCUUUGUAUGUUUAUCAAUAUAGAUUGAAUUAUUAUUUAAGCCACACUUUAAACGUGUGGCCAUAUACUAAAACUACAACUACUAAAGUUUGGCAUGGCAGUUGGUUUGUAAUAAACUUCCCUUGAUCUCCUACAAUCAAAUUCCUCAGCUUCUCUGAGUAUUAUUUGAAAUCUAGUCUACAGGAACUGCUGUGAAAGGGUAACCAUGCUGGCAUUACACACUCUUUAAUUACCUUCUAUAUUUUCAGGGUAUUUCUGUAUACAAUCUUCUCAAUAAAUUAUCCGCACCUUGAACACUCUAUCUCUCUCUCUCUCUCCUUAUCUUUCAGUCUCACGUUGGACGAGAAAAAAAAGAAGCCGUAAAGUAUGAUUUUAACUUUGACUGCGUUUUCCCUCCGUCCUGCACUCAAGCCGCUAUCUUUGAGGAAAUCUCAUUAUUGGUCCAAGUAAGUAUCACAGAUGGAAGCUGGCUUGUUUUAAAGGGACAUUACAGGAACAUGUUCACCUUAAGCACACUGCAUAUCUUCUAUACCCCCCUACCCCAGUUUGCGAUGAAUUAAAUCCUCUUUGUUCUGUUUCUUUUAGUCAGCUCUGGAUGGAUACCCAGUGUGUAUAUUUGCGUAUGGCCAAACCGGCAGUGGAAAGACAUACACUAUGGAGGGGCCUGAUGAUCUUUCGAUGAACACCAUGGGAAUGAUUCCCAGGGCCAUCCAACAAAUUUUCCAGAGUGCGGAGGAGCUGAAAACUAAAGGAUGGCAGGUAAGUGAGAGGAUUAUAUGCUGAAAAUCACGGAUGGCCAAUAAAGUAAAUCUUCAGUAGUUGAACUUUAAAGGGACACUAUAGUCACCUGAACAACUUUAGCUUAAUGAAGCAGUUUUGGUGUAUAGAACAUGCCCCUGCAGCCUAACUGCUCAAUCCUCUGCCAUUUAGGAGUUAAAUCCCUUUGUUUAUGAACCCUAGUCACACCUCCCUGCAUGUGACUUGCAGAGCUUCCAUAAACACUUCCUGUAAAGAGAGCCCUAUUUAGGCUUUCUUUAGUGCAAGUUCUGUUUAAUUAAGAUUUUCUUAUCCCCUGCUAUGUUAAUAGCUUGCUAGACCCUGCAAGAGCCUCCUGUAUGUGAUUAAAGUUCAAUUUAGAGAUUGAGAUACAAUUAUUUAAGGUAAAUUACAUCUGUUUGAAAGUGAAACCAGUUUUUUUUGUUUUUUGUUGUUGUUUUUUUUCAAGCAGGCUGUGUCAAUCAUAGCCAGGGGAGGUGUGGCUAGGGUUGCAUAAACAGAAACAAAGUGAUUUAACUCCUAAAUGACAGUGAAUUGAGCAGUGAAAUUGCAUGAUCUAUACACUAAAACUGCUUUAUUUAGCUAAAGUAAUUUAGGUGACUAUAGUGUUCCUUUAAACCCCAUGGGUCUUGCUCUAUUUUUUUAUUAUUUUUGCUGUGCAGAGGUAAACAAUCGUGUCAUGCCACAACAGCAAUUUACACAAACUGCAUAAUACAUAGCGAACGUGGAAAGAGGCAUUUAGGGAGAACAAUUUUUUAGGAAUAUAAUGACCGGUAUAGAACCAUGCAAAGAAAACAGAAGAAAGAUAUCUAGCUAAGACUAGUGAUACAUGCUUGUGAAUGAAUAGAUUAUGAUGAUUAGUGUAGAGCUCCUAGCAUGGUCUUGUUGGGCAAGAUAAAGUCAUAACCUCGGGUAUAAAACGUGGCUACACUGUACUAUUCCACCAUAUGAGGGAAGAAAACGGCAAAUUAAGGUAAACUUAGUGCUCGUUAGGUGUUGGUGACCAGUGUCUCUGGGUGAAUGUUGCUGAGCUUCAGCCGAUGCCUGUAGGUGGCAUAAUUGCUGCACGGCCAGAGAUGGCUUCGCUCCAGAGUCGGGUGCCCCUUCAGCCCCAGGUCUGGGUGAGAGCCAAUAACUUUAUACCACCGACUCGGGUGCUUCUAGAGUCCGAGCCUGUCCCUGUCAUUUUGCGAUCCGAGGAUGUGGUAACAGAGAGCUUGCCUGGGGGUCUCCUGCCUUCAGUAACACUUAGAGUAGGUCGUGAUAGCCAGUAAAUCGGGUUUAAUAUCCUUUUAUCGAUUAGCAAUACAGGAGCUCCAGCGUUUCACGUCUGGCUCGUUUGAAGGUCAGGCCCCGCCCCCCAGUCCUGCUCUAUUGUUUUAAAGAUUGUUUAUAAAAAAUAAAAAGAGCACUGGGCACAACUUAGUUUAAAUCACCUGUCCUAGAGAGCUGAAACAGUCUGGUCACUGCACCACCAACAUUGAGAUCAUCAUUCCUAAUCUCUGGUCCAAAGUAAUGUAUUUCAUACAGAUGCAUUUGUAAAUCUACAGCAAUCAAUGAGAUACCCCAAUCUCUCAUGAGAAUAAUUAAUUAGCUGUUUAGUAUCAUGCUUGUAUUCUGACACAAGACCUUUUGAAAAUCAAUGGAUGAAAGGAUGGGGGUUCCUCUAGUGGCGGUCUCUGACAGCUACUAGGGGUGUGUGUGUGUUUCAAACAAAUGUGUAAACCGUGCAGUUUCUCAGAAACACGAUAGAGCCCUCCGGCCCACCCGACCCGACCCGAAGUGGUCUGAGUAACUACAGUGUCCCUUUAAAAUAAAUGACUUGUCACUAGUUGCAGACUUUCUCAAAAUAAUUCAUAUAUCCAUGGUACAGGGCUUUAUAGUCUACCUUUGUGAUAUGUGUAUAAUAGAAAUGAAGCCUACUAUCUUUCAUUUGUAUAAACUUGUUACCCUAAAUUCAUUAAAUAAGUGUAUUUAAUCUGGAACCCGAUGAUGCACAUUAGUGUUUACCAAUUUAGUAGUGUUUAUUUUUUUAUAUUUUAUUUUAUUUGAUCUAGUUUAUAUUUAAAAAAAAAGUAUUUUCCAAAUUUUCGUAUAUAUUUUUCCCUGUUCUGUGUUUCCUUUUCAUUUUUUUUAGUACAAGUUCACUGCCAGUUUCCUCGAGAUUUAUAAUGAGACUUUACGGGACCUGCUGGUGAGCCGUCCGGAUAAGAAGCUGGAAUACGAUAUCCGAAAGGUCAGCACGUCGAACAGCAGUGUGUAUGUGACCAAUCUGCGCUAUGUGGAGGUCUCCAGCGAGGAGGAGGUGAGACUUACAACAGGCAACCUGUGUGCAUAUAGAGUAAUAGUAAUCGCAUGUGCACCCUCCCUUAAUUUAAUAAUCCCCUUCACAGAUUAAUUAUUUCAGUUCAUUGUUUAUACAGGGCUUUAUGGGGCAGUCUUGGAGCAAAUCUUUAGGGACUGUGGUGUAACCAUACUGGGGAUGCUGGGCAUACUUUCAACUUCAAAAAUUCGAGAGUGAUGAUCACUAUCUGAAAUUUUUUUUUUAAAAAUUAUUUAUAUAUAUGUGAGUAUAUCUCUCUCAAAUAGACAAAACUCCACAGUAGGCAGAGCUUAAAUAAAGGUUCUGUUUCUGUUGUUUUCUCAAAUUUACCCACAAUCCAUCAGUACAAAUCAGUCUUAAAAAGGGGCAAACGGCAGACCUCAUUGGCCGAGUACAACAAAAUGGCACCCAGAUAUUGAGAUCUGGUACACAGUAGUAAAGAUAACUUUAGAUCAAGCCAUGUGUCAAGUGGGACUAUGAAAUUACAUUUAAAGGAAUAAAAGAAAAAUUACAGGACAACUUUAAGUACCUUCUAGCAAUUAUGUUAAAAUGGGUUUAAAAAACAAAACCGGGAAAAUCUCCUGUAAUUACCAUUGCUGUGCAUCACAUAUUGAGUGAGGAGGAGAACAAUAUAGAUAUUUAGUGAUGCAUAUCCUAUAUUUUAUUAUAGCCUCUGGGAUUUAGGGAUUAUAGUAGAGCUACUCCUACUGUUUUAUCUCCUUUCCACCUUUUGUAGGUUAAUGAACUUCUUCAAAUGGCAAAGGCAAAUCGAUCUGUGGCAAAAACUGCGCUCAAUGACCGUUCAUCUCGCAGCCACAGUGUAUUCCAGCUGAAGAUAGAGGGCGAGAACCUGACACGGGAUAUCAGGACAUCAUGUAAGUCUGAAACUGAGCCCUCUUUGAACACCUGUGAAGUUGUGUUUUAUAUGAGCUAUAGCCUGGGACUAUUGCCUUUGAUAGAUUUUUUUUAUUUUACUUUCUAACUAUUUUCUGGCUUAUUUCUACUAAUUUUGAAUUCCAGAGUAGCCUUGUACUGAAAUUUUAUGUCCAAAAAGACAAACACAGGGGGCCGGGCCGCCGAGCUGGAUGGCAGCCAUGAGCUUCGGCUCUGUCCCAAGAUACCCAAAAAACGACUUCAAAAGUGGUCGUGCAGCAUCAUAAAGGGGACAGCCCGGUAACUAAACGAUGAUACACGCACCCUGCACCAGUAAGAUACCUGCAUGGGACCGAUCCCGCACCAAGAGAGCGAAAAGCAGGCAAACAUGGCCGCACAUGGAGGGAGCCAGGAAAGACGAAGCAGCCUGGAGGGGCGAACGUCGAAAGUGAGACCUGGACCCGAGGCUGAACGGACUGGCCCUGCCGGCGGCACGGCCCCGCUCCCCCCCCAGGCCGGUGGGGGUUAUCCCGGGCACAUGGUGACGACCACCGCGGCGACAGAAGCCCGCGCGGGUCGAUCUCCUACACUGGCAAUGAUUCCCAGGAACAGCCCGCCAGCAGAUAAGGGCAGAUGGACUACAAGCACGCACGAAGAGAUCUACCUACCUUUAUGUGGAGGCUUCUGUAUGAGGCUCGAGGGGCCCAGACGGCUGUCGGCCCACGGACUGACACCCCAGAGGGCCUGCCCCCUGGUGACGAUACUGGACCCUGCAUCUGGGUUUCUGGGUGGCUCGGAGAAGGAUGUCCCUGGCGCAGUGAGUCCUGUGGGGCCAGAGGGCUCUGAACCCCUCCGGUAUACCGGUGGCCGGGAGGGAGGAGGCGCUUCGGCUCUAAGUGUGAGGCCUGCGCCGGGUGAGACUCGUGGGCCCAGGUGUUAUCUGGCAACGCAAACGAUGCUGGGGAGGUGCAGGGGACGGCGGGUGCUGGGACUUUUGUGGGGGGUCUCAUGGACUGGCUCGGACCCCGAGUGCCCACGGCAUCGCGGAGCGCCCUGCAGGGGGCCUGAGUCCAAGGUGAGGACAGAUGGAAGACCGGCGUCCUGAGGGACCUCACUGAUCCGGUAUGCAGAUAGCUUACAGUUCUAUAAUUCAGCUCAACAUGCACCGCUGACAACUCCGGGACUAUUCCUAUAAGCAAGCUCACGUGCAAUUCUGGACACUUGAGCAGUUCCUCAACUGUGCUUCGAUAUGCACAAAGAUUCAGUUAAUACCGCUUCAAUGCGAACAAAUUUUUAAGGGAUAGCCAGCAAUUUAUGUUUUAACAGUUGCAUGCAGUUCGCAUCUACUCCGCUUAUAUGAUGCUGUUUCUAAAUUACCAAAUGAAUGUGCAGUAAAUGCUAAAAUGCCCAUAAGGGCCAAAGGUAGACACUGAUACAUAUUUAAUUACUGACUGCCGCACGAUAGUCGGUACAGUCGCCUAUAACUAUAUACCUGAUAUCCAACACAGUACAUAAGAGUAUAAAACAUAAAGCAACCACCUGUGAACACAAACACAAGACAGGACGAAGUCGCCCAUAUGCAGGCAACCAAAUGUAUAUGCAGUGUCAAACCAUUGUCUGUUAACAUAAAACACUUACUUAACGCUAUAAUCGAAAUAAUAUAGCAACACGGUACAUAAGAGUAUAAAACACAACGCAACCACAUGGGAACACAAACACGACAAGACAAUUUCGCCCCCACGCAGGCAACCAAAUGUAUAUGCAGUGUCAAACCAUUGUCUAAGCCCCUGCGUGGGCAUUCACUUGCUUUAUUACGAAUCAAUUUGAUGUAUGACUUUAUAUUGUGCACACAAUAAAAAUAUUCAACACAAAAAGACAAACACAAAGGCCACUAUGUAAAAAUAAUUUAUUUUCACAAUGGUUUGUGUGUUUUUUACUAAAAAUAUGUAACUUAAAUCAAGACAUUGUAUAUUCUCCCUGAGUGUGAUGUUACUUCAUGUAAUUUGCGUACAUGCGUUUUGGAGGUGUUACAGAUUGUGUCUUAUGUUCCUAGCGGUGCUGAGUUUAAUUGACCUUGCUGGGAGUGAGCGUCUGGAUCGGUCACUUUCAACAGGAGAUAGACUAAAGGAAACACAGUCUAUCAACACAUCCCUUUCCACCCUUGGAAUGGUCAUCACCUCGUUGUGUAACAAGGUAAGAACUCACACUGUGAGCUCCCUCGCUUGCCAUUAACUGUCAAUUCAUAACAAAUGGAUUGUGGUAUUCUGGGCAGAAUGCAUUGACCAAAUGAUUGUCGCCUGCAGUGUUUCCAUACGCAGUAAUUCUAAUGAGACAGAAGUGUCUGUGCGGUCCUGUCCUUUCUUUUUUUUUUUUUUAAAUCAAUAUAAUUCAAUUUAAGUAGAACCAUUCGUAUCUUUAACAAAGUCAUGGGAGCAGCCCAUACAACUAAGUCAUUGUGAUUUUUAUGUCUCUUCACAGGAUUCUCACAUCCCUUAUAGAAAUAGCAAGCUCACUUACCUUCUGCAGAACAGUCUGGGUGGGAAUGCCAAAGUGUAAGUAUCUGUAUUCAUCUAAUUAAAUGUCACAUGACACAACAUGCAGCGAAAUGUCAUGCUUUUCAGCCUCCCUGCUUUCUACUCACACUUGCCUUUUAAUGUUUGUUUUACAGACUGAUGUUUGUGAACAUCUCUCCACUUGAAGAAAACUUUGCAGAAUCUCUGAAUUCACUUCGGUUUGCCAGCAAGGUGAGAGGGAGCAGAAUCCUUUCAUGGUUUAAUCAUGCAAUCUGUGUUUGUGCAUCUGAAGUAAUUGUUCUAAUCGGCCAAAAUUAAAUGCAUGAUCUCCCAAACUGCUUUACUGAAAUAGCUGUCAUUCCGGUAUAUUCUCGAAGUAUUCAUAAUUAUUUCACACUCAUAUUGAGGGGCCCCUCUUCCUUCUUGUAAUUGCCGAUUAUGCUGCCAAUCUUUUGAAAUUCUUCCUCUUAAUAGCUCCUUCAUUUAUAUAUAUUUUUCUUAUUUUUUUCUCUCUGUGUAGGUAAAUGAAUGCGUAAUAGGCACAGCGCGCGCCAACCGCAAGUGA